Messenger RNA from Callithrix jacchus (white-tufted-ear marmoset), 667 nucleotides. RefSeq names its product endogenous retrovirus group FC1 Env polyprotein-like. NCBI's taxonomy places the organism in Eukaryota, Metazoa, Chordata, Mammalia, Primates, Cebidae. The record is from RefSeq and is a predicted model, not a curated record.
ACUGACACAGCCCAGACUUGAAGACCCCCAUCACCCUUGCCGAACCCAGGGUAAUGCUGCAGGUAGCAGGGAGCAUACGGACUGCACCCUCCCUGUUGUUCCGGGACUGGAGGACCCCCACUCAGCAACACCUCUCCAACCAGGACCGUUAGAACAACCGAUGGACCUCUGGUGUCUUCAGCUGGGUAGCAGUGCCCUACGCUACAGUGUCACCUCAGCCAUUCAACUAAAAAACAAGCUUUGCGUGGCUAUCGAAGCAUCAGCUGCCUCCCUGGCCUCCCUCAAGGGACAAAUCACAUCACUGGCCCAGGUAACUCUCCAGAACCAACAGGCCCUUGACCUGCUGACAGCAGAAAAGGGAGGUAACUGUCUGUUUCAUCAGGAGCAGUGCUGCUAUUACAUCACUGAAACAGGCCUUGUAGAAGAAAAUGUCAACACUCUCUAUUGCCUCCAAGAGGACCUCUGCAAGAAGCAGAAUGCAUCCGUCUCACCUCUUAACUGGUGGCAAUCCCCCAUGCUAACCUGUCUAACCCCUAUUAUCACUCCCAUCAACGUAGUUUGUCUUCUGUUAAUCCUAGCCCCUUUUUUCCUCAGGUUUUUACAGGCCCACAUGAGAAAAAUUUCCAGGGUGGCUGUAAACCAGAUGCUGCUUCAUCCCUACCUCUGA